AUGGAGGACGGUGUUAAACGGCUGGACGCGGGAUUUCUGCGUCCACGAACGAGAAGGGUGAAGAGGUCGGACAGCCGCAGCACAACGGGCACCCCCGAAGAGAAGAGACCGAGGACGGCGUUCAGCGGGGAGCAGCUAGCGAGGCUGAAGAGGGAGUUCGCGGAGAACCGAUACCUCACCGAGAAAAGGAGGCAACAGCUCUCGAGGGACCUAGGAUUGAACGAGGCGCAGAUCAAGAUCUGGUUCCAGAACAAGAGGGCGAAGAUCAAGAAGGCCAGCGGCCAGAAGAAUCCCCUGCAGCUACAGCUGAUGGCCGAGGGCCUCUACAAUCACUCGACGGUACCCCUGACCAAGGAGGAAGAGAAGCAGGCCGCCGAACUUCAAGCGAAAUGAUGACGAUAAGAUCGGCCCUUCGGCUUAGAUCCGUCAACGAUCCGUGAGACUACGAACGUGGAACGAACGCCGUUUCGAGUCUCCCAUCGGUAGGGAAAAGGAGGAACGAAGUGUCUCGAUAGUCGACCAAGGACGUUCUCCUUGGGAUGACAUUCCGCUCGAUGGUCGCGACGAGGAUACUAACAAUGUCCUGUAAGUGUGCGAAUAUACAGCGUUCCUCCUUUACAUUCCACGAAAAGUCACGGCGAUACACAAUCCAAAGAUCAAACGUUUUUCGUCAUUUCGAAGCAAGUUUCGACGAGUCAUCGUGUUUACUUUUCGUACGGUAGACUGGGGUAUUUAUUUCGUUAAGGAUACUAGUGCCACUGACUACGGUCGGAUCCGGGGGUCAUUCUGGUAUUUUCGAUCGAAAUUUAUGGAUUCUUUGUCAGUUUCUCUUUUAAUACAAGCAAGAUCUGAAUGAAAAUAAAAAUUAGUAGACAAGUACUCCUUUUUACUUAGAUUACCGAGAUACAGCCAGUCUCGUAAAUAUUCGUACUUUCUGUGAUUAUUAAAAAAGUCUGUCUAAAUUAAACGAUAGGUUCGAUCUUUUCAAAUAAAUGUUUCGUUAUAAAUACAGUGGGUGUAGAAUGUAUUCGUACACCGAUCAAUUUCCCAAAAAACUUUUGUAUGAAAUUGUAGUUUCUUAACUUCUUUUUUUAUAAUCAAUGAUAUUUUAUAUAUUCUCGGAAAUCUCUCGGAAAUAGUCCAAACAACAUUUACUAGUUAAUAUAAUUUGUGAAAUUAACAAAAUAAUGCGAAAAGUGGGUAAAAGUAUAGAAGUGAUAAGUAUUUCUACGAUUCUUAUGACGAACCAUUUACAGUAGAAUUUGUAAAAACACAUUAGUUUAUUACUCCGUACGAAUUAGAAAACAUUAAAUUUCCAGUAAAGUAUUGUACUUUUAAAAAAUGGCUCUAAUAGAGAAAUUGAAGAAGAUCCCACUUGGAAUAACUAAUAAUUUAGUUAAUUUAAUCCUUAGAAAAGUUACAAUAAUUAUGAAAUCAAAAGGAAAUCCCACGAAGGAAGUAUUAUAUACUUAUAAAUUAAUGUAAAUUUCGUUUUUUUUUUAAUCAAAUUUUAAAAAUUAAACAGUUGUGUGAAUAAUUAUUGCUUCAAUUUUUCUAUCGAUUAAUUGUUUUUUUCUUGUUAAUUUCGCACCUUACAUAAAUAGCUAUUUUUUUGUACUCUAUCUAUUCUAGAGAUUUCCAAGAAUAUAUAGAAUGUCAUUGUUUAUCAAAAAUAAGUUAAUAAAUUACAAUUUUACAUAGAUUUUUUAGAAAUUGAUCAGUGUACGAAUACCUUCUACACCCACUGUAUGUACAUGAAUAAACUUUACACUUAUAUAUAUGUAUAUAAUGAAAAAUUUAUUUGGAAACAUCGAAACUAUCAGACAAAUUCCUUCAAUAAACGCAGAGGCUACGAAUAUUUAUGGACUGACUGUAUAUUUCACUGUUUUAGUUGCUCCUUAUUAAAUUUUUGAUCUGAAAUUGCCAGACUGCGUCCUUAAAGUCACUCGAUCGCCAAGGCCACUCCCCCAUCGUGACUUUGCGCACGCAGCACGGAGAGGUGGGGAACCAAAUGGUGUGGUGGGGAUGACUCCUACGUGGCCUUGAGCGGCGAAUCGACGUUGUCGCGAUCGUGGACGAACCUCGAACGAAUUCCGACGAUAUUCGUUGUUGUUAGAGCUUCCUGCUCGAUAAUCGAGCCCGACCUGACUCGCGCGCGUCGACGAAUAGCAAGUGGAAAGCUCGUGAGUUACCGGAGUCAAGAUUCGCGGCGAAUGAUAGACAUCAUCGUCAUUCCUCAAAAGACUUAGCACGCACGUUCCUAGCAAUUCAUAAUUCGAUAUUUAAACGAAGACGAGGGGAUGGGGAGAGGGAGGGGGGGGAGGAAGAAGAAAGAACAAUUUCGACGAGCGUAUCGGAACGGGUUGUACAGUGCCAUUUGUACAGUUAUCUCGAUGGACGUCAGGUCGAAAACAGUCAUCGUCAUUCUCUGAACGAACCAGUAUUUAGAGCAGAGAUGAGAGAGUUUUACGAAGAACGUGUGAGGGGGAGGAUGUGAAGCUAGUUUUAUUCCGUUAAUUUAUUGUAAAAAUGUAAGAUAUCGUACAAUUGCGAUGUGCAAUAGAAUUUAUAUAUAUAUAUAAAGAUAUAUGGAGAGAAGUAAAUAGAAAAGACGUACCUGUGUAUAGGUACGCACGAAAUUGAUAAAACCGUCGUGUAAAUAAAGCGCAACUUAGCGAGAACGUCGUCUCGAUAGACUGUUUAAAAGUAAUUCAGUUAUUUAUUUACCUAUGCUAUGCGGAACGCUCGAUACGAUAUCGAGUACUUAUACCUUGUAAGGAUUAUUUAAAAAAAAAAAAACGAAUUAAAUAUUCCCACUAUCGCGAGCCACGUAUCACGACUUGUUUUAUAUUCGAACCGAUCCUACCCGUUCCUUUGAUCCGCACGAUUCGUUCCCAAACGCACCGACGACGACACCGUCGACAGAUAGAAACCCGAUUAAAUAAUUACGCCGGCACUGGGGAACCGAAUCAUCCGGGUAAUUAACGUCCUGUUCGCUGGCGGCGAACACGAUACCAUUUUUCCCUUUUCGGGGACAUCCGUGUAUUUCGAUGUUCGAACCUGGCCAUAUCUUCCCACCAGAGUUUGUAAUUUUAGAUUACCGUUGUACAGUAUUUGUGCCCUUCGAUGUUGUUCUAUAGAAACAUUAUUUUAUGAUAUUAAUUCUAGGAAGGCUAAUCCUGU
Molecule: messenger RNA, 3183 nt
Organism: Hylaeus anthracinus
Lineage: Eukaryota; Metazoa; Arthropoda; Insecta; Hymenoptera; Colletidae
Product: homeobox protein E60
Exons: 2
Coding region: 1-393 (130 amino acids)
Biological process (GO): multicellular organism development; neuron differentiation; regulation of transcription by RNA polymerase II
Cellular component (GO): nucleus
Molecular function (GO): DNA-binding transcription factor activity, RNA polymerase II-specific; RNA polymerase II cis-regulatory region sequence-specific DNA binding
Source: RefSeq, a predicted model, not a curated record